AUGGGGAUAAGAAAGGCAAUUUUGUCAACCAAAGAUGCUGCUCAUGCACCUUACAACUCCAUCACCUUGCCAAAAACUUUCAAACUUGAUUCCUUCGACUUUGAAGAUGAUCUCCACAACCUUAAUAGAAUUGAGGAUACGAAUCUAAAAAAUAACGAAGACAUAACUUUGCAAGAUGAAAUACCAGUGCGAGAAGAUCCUAUACUCAUUGGUGAGGACGUAGAUGAACCGGAAUUUAUGCUUGAUGUUGUCCAUGAUCAUCAUGAUCCCCUAUGGGAUGAUCAUGUAAUGGACCCUGAUGAUGAUUUGGAAGAACUAAUGACCAUGACCGACAACGGAACUGCAAAUCUGGAGGUGGAAGAAAUGUCAGAAAAUGAAGAACCACCUUCUGUUAUUUCCGCAGAUCAGGUUCAAGAAUUCACUAUUAAUCCACAUGAUAUAUCAUUUGGACAUCAAUCAGCUGAUCAUUUAGUACUUCAAUCAACACCAAAGCGAAUGAGAAAAAGACGAAAGCUACUCAUUGAUGCUGAAACACAACUUGAAAGUAAUAUGCAACUAGGUACAUUGAAACGUCGGAGAAAGAAUGCUCUUUUGUUUUUUUUGAUGAAUAGAUCGAAACUAAACAAGAAAAGUAGAAAAGAUGGAAUGUCAUUUGAGCCUUUAUUAAAUGGAUUAUGUGAUGAUCUUCGCAACAUCUGUAAGGAAGACAUCGUUUCGACGAAACUCAAGAUGGCUUCCUCACAGGCGGAGGAGGAGCAGGAUCAUGCUGAACCGAGUGAUGGAUAUUCCCCUCCACCUGGGAACGACAUAAAUUUGUUGUCAACGGAUGAUUUCACUCCUUCGACAUGUUACAAAGAGGAUACCAUUAUGUCUGACAUUCAUGAGUUUGAUAGUUCUGCUGAGGAUUUGAGUUUUCUGGAUCAAGAAGACAGGACUCCUUUUGGUGAGCAAGGAGGAACAACAGCGUUUGACACAUUACCUCUAAGAACAAGAACGGUGGCUCGAUUUUUGCAAGAAAAGUCACCCAUCUCAGAAGAUCUCAACCUAAACACAAUACUUCAAGGCAAAAACAAGAAAAUGUGUGUCCGAAUGUUUUAUGAGACUUUGGUGUUAAAGAAUUGUGGACUUGUCAAUGUGAGUCAAAAUGAAUCUUAUGGUGAUAUAACUUUAAAAGUUACUUCCAGAUUGAAGGAACAACUUUCAACCUCAAGUUUUUGA
Molecule: messenger RNA, 1218 nt
Organism: Solanum pennellii
Lineage: Eukaryota; Viridiplantae; Streptophyta; Magnoliopsida; Solanales; Solanaceae
Product: sister chromatid cohesion 1 protein 3-like
Exons: 10
Coding region: 1-1218 (405 amino acids)
Biological process (GO): mitotic sister chromatid cohesion; synaptonemal complex assembly; replication-born double-strand break repair via sister chromatid exchange
Cellular component (GO): cohesin complex; synaptonemal complex
Molecular function (GO): chromatin binding
Source: RefSeq, a predicted model, not a curated record